UUUCUCUUUCUUGAAAAUUAUAGACUAAUUCUUUACGAACGUUAAGCGAAUUUUGAAAAGAUGGCACGCAUUUUUGAAGUUUUUUCCCAUUCAAGAUGUUAAAAUUAAUUCAAACUCAAAGUAUUAGCCAGUAUUAUAACUAAGUUACAAUAUUAGAUCACCAUGCAGAUCUUUGUGAAAACCCUAACUGGCAAAACCAUUACUCUGGAAGUAGAACCUAGUGAUACUAUUGAGAAUGUAAAAGCAAAAAUUCAAGACAAAGAAGGUAUUCCACCAGACCAGCAAAGACUCAUUUUUGCAGGUAAACAACUGGAGGAUGGACGGACCCUUUCUGACUACAAUAUCCAAAAGGAAUCAACUCUUCAUCUGGUUCUGCGAUUGAGAGGAGGGAUGCAGAUUUUUGUCAAGACCCUCACUGGAAAAACUAUCACUUUGGAGGUGGAACCAAGUGACACAAUUGAGAAUGUAAAAGCAAAGAUCCAAGACAAAGAAGGCAUUCCACCUGACCAACAGAGACUGAUUUUUGCAGGUAAACAGCUGGAGGAUGGACGGACCCUUUCUGAUUAUAAUAUUCAGAAAGAAUCUACUUUGCAUCUUGUCCUAAGACUGCGUGGUGGAACAAAAUUAGUAGAUUGAAAGUAAUGAAACAAUAUUUGGAAGCAUGACACCACAUAAAUGCUACUAUGCUGUUAAAAAAUUAUAACAUUUACUGUGAAAUGUGUUAAUUACGUGGUGAAGCUUUAUCUCGGUUGUUUUGUAGAUUUUUAAUGCUCCAAGUAAUCUAAGUUGUGGUAUAUUCAGUAGCUGACUUACAAUUGCAUAUUAUGUAUGUUUUUGUUAUUGCAAUGAAUAAAAGUACAGAAGUUUGUGCCUAAGAAAACUGU
Limulus polyphemus (Atlantic horseshoe crab) is the source of this 884-nucleotide messenger RNA. Its product is annotated as polyubiquitin. Gene Ontology annotation, biological process: protein ubiquitination; modification-dependent protein catabolic process. Lineage: Eukaryota; Metazoa; Arthropoda; Merostomata; Xiphosura; Limulidae. Gene Ontology annotation, molecular function: protein tag activity; ubiquitin protein ligase binding. The transcript is spliced from 2 exons. The record is from RefSeq and is a predicted model, not a curated record. The coding region runs from base 163 to 636 and encodes 157 amino acids. Gene Ontology annotation, cellular component: cytoplasm; nucleus.